Messenger RNA from Olea europaea var. sylvestris, 642 nucleotides. RefSeq lists its product as uncharacterized. NCBI's taxonomy places the organism in Eukaryota, Viridiplantae, Streptophyta, Magnoliopsida, Lamiales, Oleaceae. Bases 1 to 642 code for a protein of 213 amino acids. The record is from RefSeq and is a predicted model, not a curated record. The transcript has a single exon.
AUGGCACGUCAACCAACACAAGCCGCUAUGUUUAAGGAUUUGUUGAGAGCUGUGCAAGAUCUUGGUAGGCAGCUAACACAAGUGCCCCCUCAGAAUGUACAAACUAACUCCAAUACAACGAGUUUUGUUGUGGAGCAGUUUCGUCGUUAUAAGCCCCCUACCUUUAACGGGAUGGCUGGUCCUUUGGCAACCGAGGAAUGGAUAAGGAGUUUGGAACGAACCUUCAAGCACCUCAGCUACACUGAUGCCCAAAAGCUUUUAUGUGCGGAGUUCAUGCUAGUGGAUGCAACAGGCCACUGGUGGGAGUCCGCUUCACGCACUAGGAUUGAGACACAACAAAGCAACCUUACUUGGGCAUGUUUCAAGGAAGAUGUGAUGGAAAAAUACUUCCCACAAGCCCUAAGAGAUCGUAAGGAGACGAAAUUUCUACAACUUAAGCAAGGAAAGAUGGCAUUGAUUGACUAUGAGAAGAAGUUUGAACAACUUUCUAGGUACGCGACACAUCUAGUAGAUACAGAGCAAAAGAAAGCCAGAAGGUUCGAACUCGGACGUCGCUCAGAAAUUGGAGGAAUCAUGGCAUCUCAUGAAUUCAUCACGUAUAGUCAGGUUCUACAACGAGUCAUGCAAUUUCAAAUCGAUUAG